AAGCUCAACACCACACUCCACCUCUCCGUGGUGCCACGCUCUGCGCUCAGUUUGGGCAAGGAGAGACAGCUGGUGGCCGCCUUCCAGAUCUCCAGCCCCGAGAACUUGAACGAGGAGGAGCCUGCAGCCGCGACGAACUUUGCCACGUUCAAGGCAGGCCAAAGCUCUGUGGGAUCCACUACCAACCCCAGCAGUGACGAGGGCUCAUCCCAUGGCAUUGUCGCUAACCUCGCCGAUCUCACCAAGCUUGGUGCAUCGGCGAUGCUUGGCACCCCGGAGGUCACCGAUGAGGCCAGCAACUACUUCGGCCACACUCUCACUUCUGCGGAGACCUGCCUGAAUCUGCAAGAGCAUCAUCCGGAGACCAUGUCACAUUUGGGCGCCUUCGCGCAACAACAGGUGGCCGUGGGUGCCGUGGCUUUCGACGCUCGCAUCGUGGGUGUUUGGGAAGGCAACGUGGCGAAGGCUUUGGGUGGCUAUCGCCAGCGUAUCGAGUUCCUCAACGAUUGCUUGCAUGCGAACGUCACUGUCAUGGGGCAGACUCUCUCAGCUGUCUUCCGCAUGGAUGCGUCCAAGGGCCACCUGGACAUUGAAGUGCUCCCAAGCGGAAGCAGCUGUCCGCCGCCGGCUAUCCCCUACAUCUUCAAGUUCCAGGAGGGCUGCUUGCACCUCUGUGGGCCGGGGACCUCCAGCCUGAAGCGACCACAAGGCUUCGAUGGCCCCGGACUCUGCAUCAUGGAGCGCGUGCAGAAGUUGGUGGAGCCUGUGGCGCCGCGCUCGCAGCGUUCCUUCGCGCCCGAGAUUGAGCCCGACCCAGAGUUCUUCAGCCGCCACACUACCGAAGAGACGAAGUCUCAGGCCUCGAUGCGCUCCACGCGCCUCAAGGAGGAGCUGAACCAAUUGGGACAGGGCCAGAUUCCAAAGGCCUACAGUCCGAAGAUCUUCAGCUGGAUUGAAGAACAGCCCGCAGUGGCCGCUUCUGCUUUGGUCGCCAUGACUAGUGCUGUCAUCGCACUGCGCAAGUCGCUCUGA
Molecule: messenger RNA, 1032 nt
Organism: Symbiodinium sp. CCMP2456
Lineage: Eukaryota; Dinophyceae; Suessiales; Symbiodiniaceae
Source: the annotation of a GenBank genome assembly